AUGGAUACUAAAACAUUGGCUCCUAAGCGGUCUGUGAUUUACCUGAACCCGUAUGUCAGGAAUUCCAUAAACGAAACCCCGUAUUUUUGUAAAACUAAUGGAAAUGAUAGUGAUAAGAGAAAUGGUACAAGUUUGAGCCACUUAAAAAGGUAUAAACCUUCCGGAGACUCUGAUAAAAGUUCAUCAAACCAGCCUGAUGAUGCUUCCGAAUAUGCUGAAAAUGGUGCCAAAAGAGGCCCGGGAGGCUCCAAAAGAAUUAAUCGGGAGAUAUCCAACGCCUUGAAAAAAAAGGUGAACAAACACAUUGGAGGUCAGUUUGAGUACAGUAAGCGUCUGUUUGUUUCAACGCUGUGGGCUUACCUAGAUAUCGAAGACUCGGCGAAAAUUGAUGAUGAUAAGUUCAACUGUUUCAGACUACUCUUUGGACCAGAAAAUAUUAAACACAAACUCUUCAAUCUUGGUAACAAAAAUGGGAAACCAACCAAUAGUCCCCAAAAUAAGAAAAUUACAAAGAACGGUAAUAACGGUAAUAGCAACCAUGAUGAAGAGAUGGAGGACAUCACUUCAGAUACGAAAAGCAGUACCACAAGCAGUUCAGAGAACGAAAUGGAAUCACCGAUUUCUAAUAAUACAUCCGAAGGUAAACAAUUAAAUGGUUCUGAUAAACCUAAAAGUACAAAUUUCGAUUAUUUCUUGGACAAAAGUUAUCCUUUGUCACCUGAAUUUAAACUAUUAAGGAAGUGUAAUUCGUUUUUCGAAAGGCAUGGACUUGUGACUAAGGUGAGGAAGUUGCCCCUGGAUUCUUUUGUUGAUGUUUUGGCUUUAUCGAGGCGUACUUCAAGGGUUCCAAUCACGACGCCCUCGUACCCUUCAUACCACUUCAUUUCAAGGCAACGACGACACAUGAUUGAACAAGUGAUCCGUUCAAAAUCUUUUUUGGAGACUGAAUUUAAUAGACACUCAGAUCCCAGAAACUCAAGAUCGCCCUUUUCACUCUUUGAAACUCACCCCAAGACCUUAUCAUACCUACAAGAUGUUGUUAAUGAUCUUAACGACCAAGAUUUCACAGAUUUAUUAUAUUUAAUCAUAUAUUCUAUGAUACUUAAUACAUGUUUAGGGUUGUUUAUAUCAGUUAGUACGAAGCCGUUCAAGUCUAAUACCCAGUUUGGUAAGAUCAAGAGAACGAAGCUGGUGGCCUGGGGCUUAGUUGAGAUUCUGGAAACCAAUGAACGCUCACUAAAAUGUAUUUGGGUCAAUCCAAUGAUUUCAGCAAAUGGAACUACAGACCUCCUGAGGUCAUUUCUCCCAUUCAUCAUCAUGUCGUCCUUUUCAGUUAGACCGCCAGAAAUUGAUUUCAACCACAAAAUGAUGUUCUACUCAUGGUUGUCUGAUUUUGACUUAUUCCCAAGACAGACACUGGUUUUACUUACAAGUCCAUACAGAUUCGCACUUGAAAAACACUACGAUUGCUCUGAACGCACACAAAUCCAUACCUGCUCAACACACUCAGUGUACUACGGCACAUACUUAUACGAGCAUAAUUCUACAGAUAACCCAAAUUCUGAACCAUCGUUUUCUCCUGAGAAUGACGACUUGCCCGAAGAAGAUGAGUACCAGGACGCCAUGUACAGGAAUUACCUAAGUGAAUAUAAGAGUUACAUUUCAAACGACUUAAAAAUGUGUAAAUGUCAUGAAAACCCUAACUGGAACGACCUGGACCAGGUGUUGUUUUGUUGCACAGAAAAGACUUUCCUUGACUCGAUUCCCAGAUGGCUCCAGUUAAUUAAGAGAACACGCUCAAAGUACUUGGAAAAUGACAUCAAAAGAGUAGUCACUCAUGAAAGCUGUGAUAUUGAGAGUCCCCAAGAGAUUCGAGCUGCGGAAUUCGCAGGCCUCGACAAUAAACACAUCCAGGAUUUAAUGGCGAAUUUGUAUGGUAGCAAGUGGACGCACCGGUUCAAGCAGAAGUACGUAAAGAUAUUCAAGUCAGAAGACAAUAUUUCAAAAAAUUACAAUCAGUCAGAGGCUGAAGCUGUUAAAUGCAGAAGGGUUACCCACAACUAA
This is a messenger RNA of Theileria annulata, 2064 nucleotides long. RefSeq lists its product as uncharacterized. The record is from RefSeq and is a predicted model, not a curated record. Lineage: Eukaryota; Apicomplexa; Aconoidasida; Piroplasmida; Theileriidae. The transcript has 3 exons. The coding region runs from base 1 to 2064 and encodes 687 amino acids.